GGAGAAUAUGGAGGUGUUUUGUUCUAUUUUUUUGAUCCUUCUCUUUGUCAGGCUUUGCCUGGGGUCUUUGCCUUGUGUAACUGGGUGCUCAUGUGCAAAUGAUACAUUUGGAAGAAGCUUACUGUGCAUGUCCUCUUCUCUCAAAAAAAUACCUGAUGACAUUCCUCCAGACAUUCGCAAAAUUAGAAUAGAAAAUUGCCACCUCACUGAAUUAUCUAGAGGAUCGUUUGGCAGUGUUCACAAAUUGCAAUAUCUAUGGCUAAAUUUUAACAACAUUACAGUAAUGCAGAUAAAAAGCUUGGAAGAUGUGAAAAGUCUAACAGAGUUGAGACUUCAAGGAAACAAGCUGAGAUCAAUACCAUGGACAGCAUUUCAAGACACCCCUUAUUUGAAAAUCUUAGAUCUGAAACAUAACAGAUUAGAUGUCCUUCCGGAGCAUGCAUUAAAAUUUCUGGCUAACCUAACCUACUUAGAUUUAUCCUUCAAUCAGCUUACUGUCAUCUCUAAAGAUGUAUUUGCAAACUGGCCUCUGUAUCAAAAAGCACACGACUCAGACCGAAGAGAGGAUGUACUUUCAAAUGCAGUUCUGGCAUUGCAUGAAAAUCCUUGGAUGUGUGACUGUAGACUGAAAGGGUUUGUGCAUUUUGUAAAGACAGUUAGCCCCCCAAUUAUACUGAUGAAUUCAUAUUUGUCCUGCAUUAGCCCUAAUUCUAAAGAAGGAAAGUUCUUUCAUGAAGUAGACCUAAGUAGCUGCUUGAAGCCACUCGUUUCCACCCAACUUUCUAACUUUACUGUACAAGUAGGCCAGAAUGCUACUUUGAGUUGUUUUGUGAAAGCAAGCCCAGUGCCUUCAAUAUGGUGGACUUAUGGACUAAAGGUUAUUAAAGCGUUCAAUGUAUCAACAACAGCUAUCAAUGAGGAAAUGAUCAAGUCAGAACUAAUAAUCCCAGUUGUACAUGUUACAGAUGCAGGGGUAUACAAAUGCAUUGGCACAAACUUCUUGGGCAAUUCUUCCGCAUCAAUACUUCUAAAUGUACAUUCUAAUAAAGUGGGGAAAGUUCCCCCGUCACUUUCCAAUUCUCUGCCACCACUAUCAUCAUCAUCUCAAGAUAAUGUCUUCAUAGAUUUGAGGAUUUCCAAGCAAACAGCAUAUGGUAUUUCAUUAGAAUGGUUUGCCGUAACAGAUAAUCCAGGAGAAACAUGGUACACAAUUUAUUUUGGCAAAUGUGAGGAUACCCAGAAGGAAGUAAUUAAUAUUGGUCCUGGUAUAUACUCAUACUCAGUAAAUGAUUUGCUACCAAUUACAAAAUAUGAAGUGUGUGUCACCUUAAAAAGCCAGCUACCCAAGAAAGGACAAUGCAUUGUUUUCAUGACCGGUAGUGAUAUAAGUGAGCUGGAACAAAGAGAGAAACUCAUCCAUAUUAUUGUAAUUGUCUGUGCCAUGGUAUUAGCAGUACCUGCAGGGAUGUAUGCAUGUACCACAGAAACAAGGUUUAACUGCCUAGAUAAAUGUUUGGGCCUUUGUAGAAGAAAGCAUAAAGCGCAAAAAAACUUAAAGAAGGACAAUACCAAAGAGAGUACAUUUGACAGCUUGCAGGCAAGCAGUGAAGAUGGUUUAUGCCAACGUGAAGGCAAUGAAGAGAAUCGUAGAAGAAGGUGUUCAGAAGAAAAGCUCAAUAAACCAAAACCUGAAAACAGAAACCCUGCUGACUUAUAUUAAUUUUGGUAAUGUUAUUGAUCUAUGAUUAAUUGAUUGGAUCUGGAUUUGUAAAUGUACUCAAAAACAAGGUGUAUAUAAGACAAAUUUACUCAUAAUGUGUUGCUAUUUAAAUGUGUUUUUGUCUUUUUCUUAAAUUGUGCAUGUUGUAAUCUUUUCAUGGCUGAAUGUUGAUUUAGCUCUGUGAUCAUUCUUUUUUCUGGAAAUCCUGGAAAAUAUAAGUUCAAAAUCAGUGCUCACACUACAGUGAAACACAUCUAAAGUGAUCUUUACAUCUGCUAUCUCAAAUUUCUAUAUUUUAAUGUGUCACAUGCUGUAUAGCAAUAGCAGUGACAUCAAGGGAAAAUACACCUCAUACAAACAUUGCAUUUAUAUGUUCGGUAAUCACUGACAAAGAGAAAAGGCUACAAUUGCACCUUAGCAUAGUAAUAGCAUGGGUUACAUAGACACCUGUUUGUGUAUAUUGCAGUAUAACAAGAUCAUGGCAAAGAGAUAAUCAUUUUAUCAUAGUGCAUAUCAUGAUAUACUCCGUUUUUCUGGACCACCAUGAUUACAAAACAUAAACAUUUUCUUUGUCUCUGAAAAAAACUGCUCAGUCUGAUGUGUAGAUCUAUACUUUCUGAUAGCAAUUGUGCUGCAUUAAAGACAUGACUUCUGUACUAUCUCCAUUUGAACAUACUUGUUCCCUGGGGUGGCUGCCUUGGUCAGGGUUAUUUUCUUUUAAAAAUCUUAUUUUUCCCAAAUAAGGCUUUGGAUAAUCCAAAGGGUAACAUUUUAUAGGAAAUGUAGUGGUUAUUGUGUAGUUAUUUACACAAAUACAUGUGAACUUCUUAAAUAGUUUUGAACAUCAAAUCUUUUCCUAAUUGAUGCAAUACAAAAAUCAAUGUAAUAGCAACUUCUUAAUGCUUUCCAACCAGAACUCCACUAGUGUGAAUAGGCCACCCGCCAUGCCAUUUACCAGGUGCAGCCAUUUUCUGAUAUGCAAGUGAGAAUGCCACUAACUAUGCACUGCUAACUUGGGACCAGUACUCAAGAAGGUACUGAAUCAUACCCUACAAGCAGGGCAAUAUAAGUAAGUCCCUUGCCACCUGACAAGUAUUCCCACUGCUUUGACUAAACCACCAAACUUUAACUUAAAUAGGGUGGGAAACAAAAACAAAAUGUAAUUAUGGUUAAUAAAAGUUAUGUUUUGUAUUGAGAAGUAUUGAAUUAAUAAGUAUUAAAUUUUUGGCAAGCCACAGGAGCACAGUAGAAACUUGAGUUCAUCUGUUUUGCAUGAUCAUCAUUCUGUCAAGCUUUUUUAAAAUUAUUUUUAUCAUAAAUGUAAAUAUUUUGUUACAAAGAAAUAAAUAGCAAUAAUGUGUCCUAACUAA
This is a messenger RNA of Xenopus laevis (African clawed frog), 3090 nucleotides long. It is a transcript of the gene lrit2.S, whose product is annotated as leucine-rich repeat, Ig-like and transmembrane domains 2 S homeolog. The record is from RefSeq and is marked provisional. NCBI's taxonomy places the organism in Eukaryota, Metazoa, Chordata, Amphibia, Anura, Pipidae.